AUGACUACAAUCAAGAACGUAGCCGUAGUAGGGGCGACUGGCAAGAUCGGCCGCCCAAUCGUUGAGCGACUUUCGACUUCGAAACUCUUCAACGUGACUGUUCUCACGCGUGACGAUAGUCGAGGCCGUGAUUUCCCCGCAGACGUCACAAUCAAGCAGGUAGAUUACGAUUCUAUUGAGUCUCUACAAUCCGCUCUCCAAGGGCAGGAUGCGCUAGUCUCGGCGAUGGCGUUCGAGGCCAUUCACGAGCAGAAGAAUCUCGUCGAUGCCGCGGUUAAUGCCGGCGUCAAGAGGAUGAUUCCUUCGGAGUAUGGGAAUGACCUCAUGAACCCCAAGCUAGCCGCUUUCCCCAUCUAUCAGCCUAAGAUUGCCAUCAGGCAGCAGUGCGAGAAGAGGGUCACCGAGAACCCCUCGUUCUCUUGGACUACGAUUCACAACGCCUCUUUCCUCGGCCCAGACUGGACCCUGGACUUUAUCGUGGACGUGAAGAAUCGCAAGGCGGAUAUCAAAGAUGGCGGAGAUGUGCUCUUCUGUGCUACAACCUACGAUGACAUCGCUCAGGCCGUGAUCGGCAUCCUGACCCACCUAGAAGAAACGGCUAAUCGUCCAGUGAGAAUAUCGAGCGUCAACACAACCCAGAACGAAUUGAUCGCAAUAGCCAAGGAGCUGGGCGCCACCGACGGUUGGGACCUUACGUAUUCGGAGACGGAAAAUUUGGAGAGUGAGGCUUUCAGGCGUUGGGCGGCAGGUGACCAUAGCGAGGAAGUGAUCGCCAUGUUCAUUAACCGAGCUUUCAUCGGUAAAGGUUGGGGCGGGUAUUUUCCCGUGCGCGACAACGAACUGCUGGGUAUUAAGGACUUGGGAAGGGAUGAGCUGAAGUCAAUCAUCAAGUCGGCCAUGGAUAGGUAG
Molecule: messenger RNA, 909 nt
Organism: Annulohypoxylon maeteangense
Lineage: Eukaryota; Fungi; Ascomycota; Sordariomycetes; Xylariales; Hypoxylaceae
Product: NAD(P)-binding protein
Exons: 2
Coding region: 1-909 (302 amino acids)
Molecular function (GO): oxidoreductase activity
Source: RefSeq, a predicted model, not a curated record